Blastomyces gilchristii SLH14081 is the source of this 941-nucleotide messenger RNA. RefSeq lists its product as uncharacterized. The transcript has a single exon. Lineage: Eukaryota; Fungi; Ascomycota; Eurotiomycetes; Onygenales; Ajellomycetaceae. The record is from RefSeq and is a predicted model, not a curated record. Bases 146 to 499 code for a protein of 117 amino acids.
CCGGGUUGCCCGGAACUUAUGCGCAACGAAUUAAUUCCAAUCACAAUUCAUCUUUGACGGUAUCGGCGGCCGUUUCUGGAAAGCGUCGUGGUGCCGCUUUGGCGCCCUCGGCGGUAUCGAGGCGGUAUCGCGCACGCUUUAACGCAUGUUGGCUUGGCAGGGGAUCCUCGUCCGGCUCCUUCAUGCUUCCUCCGGCGUGGCUCACCAAGCUCAACCACUACUCAACCAUCCAGCCCACCUCGAGCAAAUCAUGAUGGACCCGCCGGGCGGCCAGCCAUUGUCAUACCUCGCAAGGAUGAAUCGAAUCUUCAGGAACACCGAAGUCAGAUUCCCCCCAAAUCUGUUGCACAGUUUGCAACUCAGCAUGCAGCCGCCGGCCCAUGCAUUUCUCUUACUGCCCUCCAGAAAUGGUGGCCUUUGCCCUAGGAUGUUUAUAAACGGCUCCAUGUCCUCCCGCUGCCCUCUUUUCUUUUCUUACCAAGCCAUCCUGUGCCGGUAGAUCUUACUUUCUUUGUUUUUCCCUCAGCGGCUACCACUCACUUCCACCUGGAGUCAGUUGAUCUAUGCUUCCACCAAAGAAGAUCAGAUACAGAUGGUGGUUGCCAAAUCAUGAGCAAAGGCAGCAGCUGCCCGCCCUCCUACGAGCCGACGCCUGAGGCUGGCGCCCACGGAUACAGACUUCCUCCAGAGGGCCAAGGAGCAUGAGUCCGCUGGCUGGACUAAAAAGCACAGUGUGAAUAACACCAAACUAGGCUUGCGGAUAGUAUGGAGAAAACUAGAACUAACUUUAUCAAUAUACAACUCAUGUAUUUGAUUAUGUAUACACAGCUUGCUGAUCAUGACAGUAUAUAUAUAUUAUAAUUGAGAGAUGAGAAAAUAAAUAGAGACUCUGACAGCAUUUUCAUGAGUCCGUGACUGAUAAUAAAGAUAAUAUUUACCUG